GAUGACGACAGAUAAUCCAGUAUCGUCUAGGAUCAACAACAGCACUCUCACCGGUUUAACUCGAUCGACAGUCAUCAGUGAGACGUUGCCACUGCUCUAGACCGUCCGAACAUUCAACGCCGGCUCCAUAAAAUAAGGUGAUAAUGACAUCAUUCCGGCUGGCAAAUUUGACCGUCUUUUUGGUGUUGCUGUUUUGUUUUAUGAGAGGGGUCCAUUCCGCGGAUGAUUUGUCUAAAAUUCCCGAAAUCAAAGGCUACGAGCUGCACUGCAUCGAAGCUAGUGGAAUCACUGAGUCAUCGGCGAAGAAGCUUCGCAACGGAGACGAUAUAGCCAGCCCCGAUCAGUCGAUCAAGUGCUACGUUCAGUGCUUCUUCUCCAAACUGCGACUGAUGAACGAGAAAGGUGUGGUGCAGAAGGAUAAGGUGUUGUCGUUACUGGGCAAGCUGAUGGAGGAGGACAAGGCCAAGAAGCUUGCGGAGAAGUGCGAUUUGAGGAGGACCAAUCCAUGUGAUACGGCGUACGCUAUGUAUGAUUGCUACCGCCAGAACAAGGCUAAGCUGUUGUGAUGGGGUGGUGCCUAAUUUAGCUAAUAGGUUCAGUUGAAGCUACAGUUAGUUCUGCAUAUUUCGAUGCCGAAGGGAUCACCGUGGUAGAGAGAUGUUGAGAUUGUUGCCGACUUGGGAGUCACUGAGGAAUAUCCCUUGCUUGAACUACAACGCACGGAGCAUCACGCUACCUAACGUUGAUGGUUUACACAUUGUGUUUUCUAUAGCACUGGAGAACGAUAAUAGGUCAUUGUUAAAUCUUCAGAUAAACAGAAAUCACGUCGAUCAAAUUGAUAAAUUGAAUUCCUGGAUUAAAAUUAUAUCAGUUGCAUUAAAACUUAUAAACUACUGUGAAUUUAAAAACUUAUACUACAUUGUUUCUUAUAAUAGUGAGUAAAAACUAAUGAAAUUAUAACUAGAAAUCCUAACUAAUUAUCAUCCAUUGAAGAUUGAAGAUCUAUAUACAGUAGGAAGAUUAGUUGGGACGAAAUCCAGAGCGAGGUUAGACUCAAUGUGAGUAUCGAAAAUCAGCAAUUGAAUUUAUAUAAAACUAAUUAAAUAAACAGCUUUUAGCAACUGUCGCUACUGAUGAA
Molecule: messenger RNA, 1138 nt
Organism: Aedes aegypti (yellow fever mosquito)
Lineage: Eukaryota; Metazoa; Arthropoda; Insecta; Diptera; Culicidae
Product: general odorant-binding protein 56d
Exons: 3
Coding region: 144-566 (140 amino acids)
Biological process (GO): sensory perception of smell
Molecular function (GO): odorant binding
Source: RefSeq, a predicted model, not a curated record